AUGUCUGAACAGGGAUCGCCCGCACCGGAGGAGCGCAAGCCCAAGGCCGAAGACUCCAAUGCGCUGAACAUCAAGAUCGUUUCGACCGACGGAAACGAGGUCUUCUUUAAGAUUAAGAAGACCACAAAGCUCAACAAGCUCAAGGCCGCAUACGCAGAGCGAGUCGGUGCCGACGCGCAAACUAUCCGUCUGCUUUUCGACGGGAACCGUAUUUUGGAUGAUCAGACCGCCGCCGAUCUCGAUAUCGAGGAUGGAGACGCGAUUGAGGUUCUGCUCGAGCAGGUCGGUGGGCAAUAG
Dioszegia hungarica is the source of this 297-nucleotide messenger RNA. Its product is annotated as ubiquitin-related domain-containing protein. Lineage: Eukaryota; Fungi; Basidiomycota; Tremellomycetes; Tremellales; Bulleribasidiaceae. Gene Ontology annotation, molecular function: protein tag activity; ubiquitin-like protein ligase binding. Gene Ontology annotation, cellular component: nucleus; septin ring. The transcript is spliced from 5 exons. The coding region runs from base 1 to 297 and encodes 98 amino acids. The record is from RefSeq and is a predicted model, not a curated record. Gene Ontology annotation, biological process: protein sumoylation.